UGGGCCGCGAGGAAGUCGCAAGAUGGCUGAUGUCGCUUGGAAGUAAUGUUCCCCUCUGCAACAUGAAGCCGUGAGUGUGGAAGAAAGCGAGGGAGGCACCAUCGGGCUUUUAUUUUUAUUUUAUUUUAGUUACUUUUCUUUUAUUUCGUCAAACAUCCAUCUCAUUCCGCGUCGUGUCCACCCCGGGCUUGUCUUCGGGAGUUGACGCGUCAAAUCACGCCGGGGACCCUGCCAGCAGCUAACAGCUAGCAAAUGUUAGGACAGCUAGCCAGUCAGACAGGCACACAGCUUGUUAGUUUGUUUUAAAUUGAUAUCCGUGAUACCUCCGAGCCAGCAAGCUACUGCUAAACACGUGCUGAAAUUUGCCUGAGGUAGCGCAGAAUAAAUGUCAGAUAUUUUAGCUGUCGGAUAUAAAUAACGAUUUUGCAAGCUGCUCGGUUUAACAUCAUGUCCGCGAACUGGCCAUCCAGCCUGUGGGAUGCUAACUAAUGCGCAGUAUUGCAUCUGUUUCAUGUGCACAAACCAGCAGGAUAAAUAGUUUGUAGGCAUUUCUCAAUAAUAUCAUAACCUUGCUGCAUUUCCGUUAUUUGCUGCCAAUUGCAUUUUAAACCGGUUAUGUUACAGCCAAAUUAUGGGAGCAGGAAAUAUGUUGAACUUUUUCGAGUUGUAGGUAGCUACACUGGCCUUGCUGGCAUCUAACCAAAAAUCCACAGGGAUGGACACUAAACUGAGCACCCACGACCAAAACUGAGAAAGUGGCAUUUUCGAUAUCUCGUACUAGGUAACGACAGCUGACACACUCGUACAGCGAGGCGAGGUGACUCAUUUCACUAGUCUGGGUGACAGAUAAGUUGAUUUGCAGGGUUAACUAAACUACAGUUAGUCACUACAUCGGAGACCAGUUAGCUUGCUGAAGUGCAUAGCUAGCUGCUGUCUCGCCCCACAUCACAUUACAAACACGGCGUACAGAACGUAUUCAGAGCCCGCUCCCGGCCAGACACACAGGCUCAACAACACCGUCAUGGGAGUGCAGGGUUUUCAAGAGUAUUUAGAGAAGCGGUGUCCCGGGGCCGCAGUCCCGGUGGACCUCCUGAAGCUUGCCCGAACCGCGGCCCGCCAGCCCCCUCACCACCAUCACCCACACCACCACCCACAUCACCCCGGGCCCAUGCCUCCCCCGCCCCCGCCUGCCAGGAUCCUAAUCGACGCUGACUCCGGCCUGCAGCGCCUCUACGGCGGCUACCAGACGGACUGGGUGUGCGGGGGCGAGUGGAACGCUAUGCUGGGCUACCUGGCUGCCCUGUCACAGGCGUGCCUGUACCAGGGUGGCCUGGAGCUGGUCGUGGUUUUCAACGGCACACUGGGGAAGGAGCGUUGGCCCGAGUGGGCGCGGCGAGCUCAGGGCCAGCGACAAACGGCGCAGCUGAUAGUCAACCACGUCGGCAGCAAGGCCACCCCGCCUCCACGGGCAUGGUUCCUGCCCCCGGCCUGCCUCAGCCACUGCGUCCGCCUCGCCAUGUUCCGCUUCCGAGUGCGGGUUGUACAGACUUUGGAGGACCACCACCAGGAAGUGCUGUCUCUGUACAGGGACUUUGGAUUUGCUGGCCUGAUUGCUCAGGAUUCAGAGUUUGCUCUCUGCAACGUACCCGCCUACUUCUCGUCGCACGCACUCAAACUGAGCUGGAACGGCAAGAACCUGACCACACAUCAGUACCUGCUGUCUGAGGCCGCCAGGCAGCUCGGGCUCAAGACACAGCACCUGCCCUGCUUCGCUGCUCUGCUCGGAAAUCAUAUUCUGCCUGAUGAGGACCUGGCUGCCUUCCACUGGAGUCUGCUGGGACCAGAACACCCACUAGCUUCUCUCAAGGUGCGAGCCCAUCAGUUGGUGCUGCCGCCCUGCGAGGUGGUGAUCAAGGCCGUCUCGGAGUACGUCUCCUCCAUCAAAGACCUGGGAAACCUCGACGUCAUCGCCAGAGAUGUCUUCAAACAGUCACAGUCCCGUAUGGAGGACAAGGUGGAGCGAUUCAAGAAAGCUGUGGAGUAUUUCUCAGCUGCCUCCAAACCUCGCUCGCCCAACAUGGGGCCCUCCUCUUUCAUCUUACCUGGGUAUGGGCCCAAUCCAUUUGGGGGACCACCUGGCCACAUGGGACCGAUGCAGCUUGGAAAGAAUCAGAACCCACCGCUGCCUUCCCAAGACUGCAACGAUUCACUGACGAGCAAGAUGGGCUUCACUGAUUGGUCGGCUCCAUAUGAUUCCACUCAGGGGGGAAGUCGAUUACCCAAUCAUCACACCAGCACCCAGUCUGGUCCCUCUCCGUCUCCUUCCUCGUCAUCAGAUGGAGAUGAACCCAACGACAGCAACGCAAACCAUUUGACGGACAAGCCCUCUCGGUGGGAAGAUCCUGCUGGAAGAGGGGGCUCGGCCUCUGGAGACGGUUCCCAAGGCAACGGGAGCGGGUCACACAUUCCCUCACUGUUGUCUAUGGCGACGCGGAGUCACAUGGACAUAACCACGCCCCCUCUGCCUCAGGUUAGCGCUGAGGUUCUUCGUGUAGCCGAGCACAGGCACCGAAGAGGGCUGAUGUACCCCCAGAUUUUCCACAUAUUGACCAAGGGAGAGAUGAAGAUGCCAGUGUGUAUAGAGGACGAGUGUAACUCUGAGCUCCCGCCUGCCUCUCUGCUGUUCCGUGCUGCCAGACAGUAUGCCUACGGCGUCCUCUUCAGUCUGGCUGAAACACACCGCCGCCUGGAGAGACUCGCUCUCCGCAAGAGGGCUCCCCUGGAAGUUCCUCCAGUGAUUGUCAAAGAGUGGAGCAGCGGUAAAGCCAAGUCAGCCCUGACUCCGGAGCUGGUUCCGGCCCUGUGUUUCCGGGAGUGGACCUGUCCCAACCUGCGGCGGCUGUGGUUGGGUCGUGCCAGCGAGGACCGCUCCAGGAGAACCAGGGCCUUCCUGGCCUGUCUACGCUCUGACUGCCCAGCCCUCCUCAACCCAGCACAGGUCCCACAGCAUCUGCUGCUUAUGUGCUGCGUGCUCAGGUAUAUGAUGCAGUGGCCCGGGGGAAGGAUCCUCCAGAGACAUGAGCUAGAUGCCUUUCUGGCUCAGGCUGUUUCCAGCCAGCUCUACGAACCCGACCAGCUGCAGGAGCUCAAGGUGGAGAAGGUGGAUGCCCGAGGUGUGCAGCUUGCUUCCCUCUUUAUGGCCGGCGUUGACACAGCGCUGUUCAUCAAUGAUGUGUGCGGCCAGCCGUUACCAUGGGAACACUGCUGCCCCUGGGGUUUCUUUGACGGCAAACUGUUCCAGAGCAAACUGGCCCGGGCCGCCCGCGACCGGGCAGCCCUGCUAGACAUGUGUGAAGGGCAGGAGGAGCUGGUGUCCAAGGUCGAGAAGAUGCGUCAGGCAAUCCUCGAAGGCAUCAACCUGUCCCGCCCUCCUCCUCCUCCCCCUCCACUUCCACCUCCUGCCUUCCUCCCCCCCACCAUGAUGCCCCCUUUCUACCCCAUGCCUCCACUCUACCCACCUCGCCCCAUGGGCGGCAUGCCACCUCAUCAUCACCCACAUCAUCCACAUCACCCAGCCCAGCACAGACCCAGAGCCUUCCCAGGCAUUCAGUCCAUCCCCCCUCAGGGAGGAAAACUGGAGAUAGCGGGCAUGGUUGUUGGCCAGUGGGCUGGGAACAAACCAAUCCGUGGGAGAGGGGGUUUCAACAUGCAGGUGGUGUCAGUGGGAGCAGGAAGAGGGAGAGGAAAAGAGAUUCCCGCAAAAGUAAGGGGAGUGAAAAAGGCACCUGCCAACAGAACACAGACGUCGCCACCCCCCCCAUCUAGCAGUCCCCCAAAGCCCUCAGAGGAGGCGGGCUCCACGCCAGAGGUUGCGACUCAGCAGCUGAACGGCAGCUCAGCAGCCUCCGCCAUCGGCCAGCCCUUGGAGCUGGCCUCCCUGGCCCAGCCAAUCCCUUGUGCCUUAGCCAGCAGAGACAACCAAUCAGAGGGGGUGGAAGUGGAGGCCCCCUGUUGCCUUGACGACUGCCCGUCAGACGGAGCACUACAGAAAGAGGAGUGAUGGCGUCCUUCGCCGGAUGCACUGCUCUGAGAGAGUUCUCUGUGUUCGACUGCCUUUCCCCUGUUUUUGUAGCCCUGUCUGCUAGCUGUGCACAUUAUCACAUGGAGCAGGACGUGAAAUGAGGCUCCUCCUCCUCUUCUCUGCUGCUCCAUGUGAUAGACUAAAGCAGUUAGCUGUUACUUCCUUUUUAGUUUUCUCAUGUGGUUUUACAUUGUUUUACGAAGAGAGGUUUUCUCCAUGAGUCUGUAAGCGCCCCACCCCUCAAAAAAUCCUAAAUGCCUCCCUCCCCACACUCAGAGUAAAAUAAGCUUCAAGCCCCCACCCCCCAUUAUGACCCACCACUUAAACAAGCCCCUUCUUACGUAUGGGUAUCAGUACAGUUUUUUUAUUUUGUGUUUUUAAUUGUCCCAUUGUUUGAAUCUCUGCACACAGAUGUUAAGCUUGCAGUGGAUGUGGUUUCCAUGGUUCACAGCAUCUAGGCCUGGUCGCCAUGGUCGGCGGUUGUGUGUUGAUGUUUGUUGCCAGCUCGUGUGAGGUUUCUCUUGCAUGAGUUCAGAGAGGUGUUCAGAGUUUGACUCUGGAUAUGUGGGAAAAAUGUUAACAAAGUGAUGUACCAUUCUUCUGUGCAGUCCCCCUUGUCUCCCAAACUCUAGCAGCACUGCUAAACACACUGUUUGUAUACAAACUAGCAACAAACACCCUUUUAUUGAUUGAUUUGUUAUCUAUCACAGGAGCACUUCUGCACCACCAUGGUAUUAGCGUGCUAUCUUACUUUGACCAAUGUAGCAUAGCCUAUUGCUUAGCUGUGGUAAGAGACCCCAUGGAUUUAUGCACCUUAUGCUCCAAAGUAUGCAAGAUAAUAUCCCACUCCUCAAAAGAAAAAGUGCAUUAUUAUAUUCUCUCCCCUUCUCCCUUGUCCCCUUCUCCCGAAGCUUUGAUUGUAUUUUCCCAACAGAAGCACUUAAUGUUGUAUUUAAAUAUAAUGAAUUUGAAACAAGCCCCCAUACAGGUGAAUUUGACAGUCUGUUAGGGGUGCCCCCCUACGCAUAAGUAAAUGAUAAUGACUUGUAGAACUACAUUUAAAGGUAGAGAUCUAUUUGAGAGACGUCAGAAUGUGAACAGAGUGGUUUCAAACAAAGAAGCACUUUGUUUUAAAAAUGUUAAACCACACUGGACAGUCCUCUACCAGGUGAUAAAGAAAUAAAAAAAACUCUGAGGCAACUUCUGGAGUUAAGGCCAAAAAGGAAAAAAUAAUGCUGCCCAGCAAAAGAUGGAAAUGAAUGAUGAGAAUUUGGGUAACUGCUGCUAGGCAGAGUUCCCUUCAGACUGGCCUCACGUUCAAUCAAGAACUUUGCAAUGAAGCUGAAAAGACUCCUGAUUUUCCAAAUCAAGGAUUCCUGGGAAUCUUUUCAGAUUUCUAAAAAGUUUAUUUCCAAAGUGUAUUUUAAUAAGGCUAGCCGACUGAGGCAGCCAGUGAUAUGAAAGAGGUGUGGCAACAAUGCAUCAAAGAUCCCUCCACCCGUCUGGUGGCGAUUGAGCAACUGUUGUCAUGACAAUAGCCCAACACUAAGAGCUGUUGCCCCGCAGAGCUCUGGUGUGUCACUUUAGACCAGCAGGAAGCACUUCCCUGCCCUGAAGCACCUCAGCCGAACACGGCAGAGGCUUUAUGGGUUGGAUCACAUGUGACAGGAGAGAGAGAGGCCUCACGGCGGACCUGAGUGUACCGCUCAUAAUCUGAGACUUCUAAGAAAAUGAAUUGUUUUAUUAGAGCGCUUAUGUUUGUAGAGAAUGAGAUGUGUCCCCCAUAGUAGAUUUCAUCUGACUACAGAAAUACAACUUACCAGUUUCUGGUAGCACAACCGCAAAUGUAAAAGCAGUAAGACCGACGGAUAACUGCCUGAGAGAUGCUGGCCUUGAACAUUGUAAUCUCUGUAAACUUACUAAGAGAGGUUGAAAUGAGCUCACUAUGUUUAAAAAAAGGCAAGUCAACAAGAAGCACCUUAUUUUCUUACUAUGUUGAUGACUUGUGCUCUAUCGUGUGCCACAAAAUUGACAUGGAAAAAGCUCUUAUGAAAUGCCAUUUUGAAGGACAAACCCUGACUAUAUAUGUAAGUGUUAAUGUAGUCGUGUCAGACAUCCCCUCAGUUAUGAACUCAACCAUUUACAGUGAAACGCUGACAGUUGUCCCAGCCAUGAGCGUAGGCCUACGCUCAUCAUCACAGGUCUGGGCCGCGCCGCCGUCUCUUACACCAUCACCAAAUAAAAUCAGAGGUUCAGACUUGUUAACCGUUAUUGGUAGGGAGUAAGCAUACGAGUGCUGUAGGUGUUUAUAGGUUAAGAGUAGGUAACAGCGUCGGGCUUAACACAGGACUGUAAUACAGACACAAAGACUAGGCUAGAGAAUAUAGCUCCACUGGCCGAAAUACUAAGUCUAGAAUUACUAGGAGUCAUAUACUUAACUGCUUUCAACUUUUGACAUUAGUACAAAUAUGUGUAUCGCAACAGUACAUUGUUAGAAGAUGGCUUUUCUGCGGCGAGCCAGAGUGUGAUGUGGUAUAUGAUGCCCUCUCUCGAUUUGCUCGCCAGAUUAACAGUUAUAAACACACACACAUACAAACACACACACACACACACACGGCAAGACAGGUAAUCAGUUGCAUUUGUUACCAGCAGCAUUCUCUCUGCUUUUGUGCUGAAGUGAUUUUGUGCAGUUUCAGUUCCCAGUGGAGUGGUCGUCAGUUCAUCAGAGAUCAUUUUGGUAACACAUUCUGCUGACUAAAAAAAAUAAAUAAUCCCACAUUUUCUCAAGUUUGCAUGGACGGAUUAAAAGUACAUGUUAAAGAGGUGUCGGGUACAGGCACACAGACAACCACGUUAUACACAUACACACACAACACAUGAACACAGAAACACACACAGAUACAUAGAUGUUAAACCCUGAGUUACACAGUAGCUAGUAUGGAAAAAAAAGUCAACACAAUACAUGAUGUAGUGUCCCUCUCUUGUCCUUGUCUGUUUUAGUUCAAUAGAUAUUUGAUCAGUGAUUUUUAUGCUCGUUAUCCUAACACCCCCCUUCCGCCUGCUAUGACACUUUCCCCCGCCGCCUCUCCUCUCUACACACACCCCCAAAACUGUUCAUUCACUUCUUUUCUCCACCCCCCCCCCUAAAAUCUUCCUCAUAAGAGUACAUGCAUCCAUCCACUCACACACACACACUCAACCAUGCCCACUGAUUCUCAUUAAAAGCAGUCUCACACACAAAUACACUCAGAUAUUUUACAGACAGGUUACCCCUCCAGCCCCCGUAUCUCAGUUCUCUCUUUCACCUUUGUCACAUCCCUCUCUGCCUCUCCUUUAGCCCUUAGGACCGUUUAUAUUGGCCUGUUUUUUUUGUUUUAUUUUCUCUUUGGGCUGCCCCGCCCCUUAAUCAACCCAACUAACAGUAAAGGUUAUAUUAACGUUGAUAAUCAGUUUCUGUAUGUAUCUAGCCAGAGUCUGGAAAAAAAUCAGAAAAAAAAAAUCAAAACGGUUUUAUUCAAUUGUGCAAAUGUGUUUUUCUUACUAUUUUUAAUGUUAUUACAUCUUCUAAUCUAAUCCUUCUACCAUUGCUUCAGUUAGUACUGAAAUACGCUUAGCCAACCUAGAGAUUUGAACUGUAAUGAUUGCAUUUUUCCUUACCUGUAUUUUAUAUGGCAUCUUUAGACCACCGUUUAUUAUGUACGUAAGUAAAUAUUGCCCGUUUUAUGAAUUGAAAAUUGUCGUCUGCACUAUGUAUUAUGAUUCUCAUAAUAUCCCUGAUAACAAUUUUGUGGUCGACUCAUUAUUAAUCUAAGCUGAACUCUGCGCCCUUGCACAAAGCAGCAAAACAUCUCUUGUCAACACCUGAGAACCAAAGUACACCUAGCUUCUCCUUAUAAAGCCCCCCGUUACCCCCCAGCGUUGAUGGUUUGCCCCCGAGUAACACGUUUUCUGAUGAGUAUGAUUAUAUAUAUAUAUAAUGACAUUACAGCAUGUGUGAUUUAUCUGACAAGUCUGUGAGGUAACGGUGUUUUUACACUGUGGUUUUCGUGGAGACGCAGACAGACAGGGAAGAAGGAAGGUAGUGUGUUUGUGUGGACAGUGAGUAAGUGAGCGGGGUAGUUAGGUUUAGACAUGUGACCAUGUGUUUAGGCAUUGUUGGUGAAUUCACUACUCCUGUUUCUCGCUCACGCUCAGUUUUAACUUCUUAAUUGACUGAAUUUAGGCUGUGUGAACCACCGCACGCUCUGACUUCUGAUCUACACUAAAACACAGGACGAACGACACCUGAUCUUUCACUCGUGCUGGGGUUUUGGCGCCCUCUUUAGCAUUUUUCUUACAUGUAAUUGUUGUGCUCUCUCAAACUUGCCUUUAACUUCCCAGACUCAGAUUGAUAGAUCACCUUCUUACCAUGCUGAGUCUCUUCAGAUGUGGACAUGGAGGCUGUUGAAAGUGGCUGAAUUUUCCUCAAAACACAAAUCUGAGAUUCGUUGGCCUCCCAAUAUAGAUGUCAUAAAAUGUGGAUUGCAAAAAUUUACAUUUUUACCUGUAUGGUAAAGAAAUUUGUAAAGAUGGUUAAAUAAAUAGAUAAGAGAGAAAUUAAUUGAUUCAUCUGCUCGAAACAAGCUGUACUUCCAGCUUUUCAGUUGGUAGCAUUUCUUUUUAGAGCUGCAGCCAUUAGUCUAUUAAUCGAUUUAUUCUAGUGACAAAAUAUUUAUUUUCGUCAUUUUCACAAGCAAAAAUGCCAAACAUUUGCUGGUUCCAGCACCUGAAAUGGGAGAAUUUUAUGCUUUUCUUUGCCAUAUGUGAGCAUAAACUAAAUAUUUGGGUUAUAGACUGUUAUGGUUAAAUCAAACAAGCUAUUUGAAUCCAUCACCCUGGGCUUCAGGAAUUUUUGAUGGACUUUUUAUAGACCAAACUAUUUAUCAGGUAAUAAAAAAAACGAUGUAAACAUUAAUCGGUAAUGUAGAUAAUUAUGGCAGCCCUAAAAGAUAAUACUACAGAGUUCUUGUCAACAAAUUACAAUCCAUGACUUAGAGCCUUGUUUUAUAAUCCAUAAAAAUUGAAUUCUGAUUAAUUUCCAUUUUCUUGUCUAAGGCAAGAGGAAGGUGUAACUGCAAAAAAAUCUCAGCUGAUGUGUAGCAAGGAAAAUUCACCCCCUCUGUGACUGGUGAAAUAAUAAAAGCACCCUGCCUCUCUGCCUGCGCAAAUGGGAGCAUCUCUGAAGAGCUUGACAAUGUAAAGAGAACCAAAAGUCCCAGAACAGAAAUGUACUAUGUAGUGUUGUAGACAUCAAACAGUAUUAUUGUCUGUCAUACAGAAGGUGGAAAGAACUCAUCAGUUGUGUUGUACCUGUUCUGAUCUAUUUGCAGGGUUCUCACAGCAUUUUGUCCAGUUUGAAUAAAGGUCCCUAUUCUGUCUGUCUCUCUCUACACUGCCACUCCCCUCCUCAAAAGUCCUCCAAGCUCCAGUAUAAUUCCCCCCCCCCUCCCCUAUUGCUGAGUCCAAGUAAAGGGCUCAAGUUGAUCAUUGUGGGCCGUUUCUUGACAUCUUUGUCAGUGAUGCCCUCAGCCACAAGUGUACCAAUGCAUGUACUUUACCACCCAGGGCCUGCCCCCAAAACUACCUGUGCAGCGAAAAUGGUUAAAAAUCUAUCCAUAAUAUUAUUGUUAUAGAAAUAUUAUCAUCAUCAUUAUUGCUGUUAUAAUUAUGGUUGGUAUAAUUUGUCAUCGUUAGCAUUAUGGAAGCACCAGACCGUUAGUGGAAAGAUGAGAAAAAGAAAGGCUUUUUAAUUUUUAUUUUUUUUUAUUUUGUCUGGCUGUUGGUGGUCUGAUCUCACAGAGGGAGGGGAGGAAUGGUUCAGAAAGAGACAAAGAUGGCAGUCAUGUUUGUACUGGUUGGGAAAUGACUUACAGUGCUGAAAUAAAAUUUAUUCUUUUAGUAAAAAAAGUA
Molecule: messenger RNA, 10030 nt
Organism: Micropterus salmoides (largemouth bass)
Lineage: Eukaryota; Metazoa; Chordata; Actinopteri; Centrarchiformes; Centrarchidae
Gene: fam120c
Product: family with sequence similarity 120C
Exons: 17
Coding region: 1022-4060 (1012 amino acids)
Cellular component (GO): nucleus
Source: RefSeq, a predicted model, not a curated record